Frankliniella occidentalis (western flower thrips) is the source of this 1393-nucleotide messenger RNA. RefSeq names its product potassium channel subfamily K member 1-like. Lineage: Eukaryota; Metazoa; Arthropoda; Insecta; Thysanoptera; Thripidae. The coding region runs from base 179 to 898 and encodes 239 amino acids. The transcript has 2 exons. The record is from RefSeq and is a predicted model, not a curated record. Gene Ontology annotation, biological process: stabilization of membrane potential; potassium ion transmembrane transport. Gene Ontology annotation, molecular function: potassium ion leak channel activity. Gene Ontology annotation, cellular component: membrane.
GGUGAUGCCUGGCUCGGAAGCCUGACUCGGAAAUUGUAGUGUCGUGCUCGUGCCCUAGGUCAUGCCUUCUAUACACUGUCACCGUCACCGUCAAGCCCACCGGUCACCGGUCAGAGUACACGAGCCCUUGUUGGGCGCAGGUUGUUGUUAGUUCAGCUACACAUGGCAGGUGUGCCAGAUGCACGCAUUCAGAUUGAUCAUCCUCCUCGGUCGUCCUGACACAAUCCUUCCCUGUUGCAGCUGCGGCCCGCACUCGACGCCAUCGCGGGUGCCGCUGCUGUGCCGCUCCAACUCGAUCUCGGGCGUCCCCGUGAGCCUGGCGCCCAUGUCGACGCCCGUGAAGCGCGCGCCGCCGCCGCCGCCGAGACGCUACGCGCUGCCGCCGCCGCCGCCCUCGCUCGUGGUCGUGGAGGCGGCGGCCGACGUGGACGCGCCGCCGCCGCCGCCCCGCGUGCCCGUCUACCUCGUGCUGCUCGGUCUCGCCGUGUACAUCUGCCUGGGCGCCGCCGUCUUCGCCGCCUGGGAGGAGUGGAGCUUCCUCGACGGUGCCUACUUCUGCUUCGUCACGCUCUCGACCAUCGGCUUCGGCGACCUCGUCCCCGGCAAGUCACUCAAGAGCGCCGAGUCCCAGGGCGGCCAGCUGCAGGUGUCCGCUUGCGUGGCGUACCUUCUGCUGGGGCUGGUGCUGAUCGCCACGGCCUUCUCGCUGGUGCAGGAGGAGGUGCUGGCGCGGCUCUCGCAGGUGGCGCGCACGCUCGGCAUCAUCUCCAAGCACCACCAGCCGCAGGCGCGCCAGCUUCACCGCCGGCCCAGCAGCGCUAGCGCCGUCCGGCACCACCAGGCCAGCCAGACCGCGCUCCAGGCUGCGCACCAGGCCGCGCACCUGCAGCCAACAUGACAUCCCAGCCCCUGCUCCUGCCUCGGCCAGGGCAUGGCGGUGCUCUGAGCGAGGUGACGGCGCGGGGGCGUACGUGUGUGUGAGUGAGUGUGAGAGUGAGUGAGUGUAUGGUGGCUCUUCGACUGAACGUGUAUGCUGAUGCCUUCAUGUAGCAAGGGACACAUAACAACGGUAGACUCCUGUACUUGAGCAACUUCUUGGUAAAGGUAAACUCCUUUCCCUAGUGUUCUUUUUUGCCGCAGGUAUAAACUAACAAGAUGUGAGAUGAUUGUUUUACUAGUCAUAGGAAUAUAGAACUACGGUUAUCUCCGUAAACGAACAAACCUAAUAGGAUGCAGAACUGAUAAAUCUUUUGCAACAUGAAGUCUCUGUCAUAUUCUGCUUUCGGGCGUUCUCUGUGCGUUGUGUGCUUUUACCCGUAAGACUGUGUAUUUUAUGUACAAAAAAUUCAGCAUAUUUAUGAUUAUGCCUUAUGUGGAUAUUAUUUUGAGAUAU